Monosiga brevicollis MX1 is the source of this 577-nucleotide messenger RNA. RefSeq lists its product as uncharacterized. The record is from RefSeq and is a predicted model, not a curated record. Lineage: Eukaryota; Choanoflagellata; Craspedida; Salpingoecidae. Gene Ontology annotation, molecular function: structural constituent of ribosome; RNA binding. Gene Ontology annotation, cellular component: ribosome; cytosolic small ribosomal subunit. Bases 22 to 453 code for a protein of 143 amino acids. The transcript is spliced from 5 exons. Gene Ontology annotation, biological process: maturation of SSU-rRNA from tricistronic rRNA transcript (SSU-rRNA, 5.8S rRNA, LSU-rRNA); translation.
CCAGACUUCACCACCGCCAAGAUGGCCACCACGCCGUCUGUUCAGGUUUUUGGUCGCAAGAAGACCGCUACGGCUGUCGCCUACUGCAAGAAGGGUGUUGGUCUUCUCAAGGUCAACGGUAGCCCCCUCAACCUCUACCAGCCCGCUACUCUCCGCGAGAAGAUUGAGGAGCCUGUCAACCUCCUCGGCAAGGAGCGCUUCGACGAGGUCGACAUCCGCGUCCGCGUCAAGGGUGGUGGUCACGUUGCCCAGGUUUACGCCAUCCGUCAGGCCAUUGCCAAGGCUCUGGUGGCCUACUACCAAAAGUACGUCGACGAGGCCUCCAAGAAGGAGAUCAAGGACAUCCUCCUCCGCUACGACCGUACCCUCCUUGUUGCUGAUCCCCGCCGCAUGGAGCCCAAGAAGUUCGGCGGUCCCGGUGCCCGUGCUCGCUACCAGAAGUCUUACCGAUAAAGCUCCGCGCCUUUAUUGGUGCGGGGAGGGAGUGGCAUCUGUUGCAUGCCUGUCGUUCUGGUCAUGCUGGCGUGCGGUUAAUACAAUGGAUACCUCUCUUUUUUAUAAAAAAAAAACGAACGCG